ACAGCGCACUAGAGGCGGGACUCAGACGGUUAGAGGUUCUGGCGCGCACAGCUAGAGCUGCGGCUCAGCUUGCGACAGCGAUGUCGGUGUUGAGGCCGCUGGACAAGUUGCCUGGCCUGAACACGGCCACCAUCUUGCUGGUGGGCACGGAGGAUGCCCUUCUGCAGCAGCUGGCGGACUCGAUGCUCAAGGAGGACUGCGCCUCCACGCUGAAGGUCCACUUGGCAAAGUCCCUCCCUUUGCCCUCCGAUGUGAACCGGCCCCGAAUUGACCUGAUUGUGUUUGUGGUUAACCUUCACAGCAAAUACAGCCUCCAGAACACAGAGACAUCCCUGCAGCAUGUGGAUGCCAACUUUUUCUUGGGGAAGGUUUGCUUCCUCGCCACAGGUGCUGGGCGGGAGAGCCACUGCAGCAUUCACCGGCACACCAUCAUGAAGCUGGCCCACACCUACCGAAGCCCCCUGCUCUUCUGUGACCUAGAGGUGGAAGACUUUCGGGCCACCAUGGCCCAGCGUCUGGUGCACAUGCUGCAGAUCUGCGCCGGCCACACGCCUGGUGUCUCAGCCCUGAACCUGCUGUCUCUGCUGAGGAGCUCCGAGAGCCCCUCCCUGGAGGACCUGUGAGGAUGGUGACAACAGUGGUAUCAGUGUGGUGACAAUAGCGUGGUGCUGGCUUCACAAACAUUCCCUGUCGGGGAAGACUGGCCAGGGCUCUACAGGCCCUGUGUCAGCCAGCCAGUGGACUGGCAGGUUCCCUGCAGGGCCAG
Messenger RNA from Carlito syrichta (Philippine tarsier), 766 nucleotides. RefSeq names its product centromere protein M (gene CENPM). The coding region runs from base 81 to 623 and encodes 180 amino acids. NCBI's taxonomy places the organism in Eukaryota, Metazoa, Chordata, Mammalia, Primates, Tarsiidae. The transcript is spliced from 6 exons. The record is from RefSeq and is a predicted model, not a curated record.